AUGGUCGUGACAGUCUUCCGUCCCAUGGAAAAGAAAUAUGCCACCAAUGGCUGGCGUGUUCGUUUAAUGCUCGAAGAAAAAGCUGUCAAAUAUGAAACCCGUCUUGUGAUUCUCGAACACAGAGAACAUUUAAAUGAAGAAAUUAGAAAAUUAAGUUAUAGAGGUGAAUUACCACUCUUUGAAGACUUUUCUGGAUCAGUCCGAGAAGAAACAGCCAUGUUAAAUUAUAUUGAAAAAAACUAUCCAGAACCUCCUCUCAUUCCGUCUCCAGAAAAAGAUCGUGCCUUCUAUGGAAAGAUUUUGAGUUGGUUCCAUGAAGCGAAUGGAGCAUUUGCUCAAACUUGUAAAGACAUGAUCAAUACGUUUAUUGAAUUGGAAGAAAAGAAUAUCACUUCACACAAGAAACUUCCAAAAGAAAUGAAAGAUUACAAAACUUUGGUUCAAUAUUGGAAACAAAAAAUUGAAAGUGAAAUGGUCAUUUGGGAGAAUCGAUUGGGAAAUGAAAUGACAUAUUUUAAUGAUUCAGAUCGUCCUUCCAUUGUUGACGUUUCAUUAUUUCCAUAUUAUUAUCAAAUUGUGAGAUAUGGAUUGAAUGAACAAAAUCUUCCAAAACUUAAAAAGUGGAGAGAAAGAAUGGAGGAAAGAGAAAGUGUGAAGAGAACAAGUCCAACUGGAUGGCAAGUUCAUCCAUUCUUGUUGAAAUUUUAA
This is a messenger RNA of Naegleria lovaniensis, 708 nucleotides long. RefSeq lists its product as uncharacterized. The transcript is spliced from 2 exons. Lineage: Eukaryota; Heterolobosea; Eutetramitea; Acrasida; Naegleriidae. Bases 1 to 708 code for a protein of 235 amino acids. The record is from RefSeq and is a predicted model, not a curated record.